Molecule: messenger RNA, 2144 nt
Organism: Phragmites australis (common reed)
Lineage: Eukaryota; Viridiplantae; Streptophyta; Magnoliopsida; Poales; Poaceae
Product: general transcription and DNA repair factor IIH subunit TFB2
Exons: 16
Coding region: 394-1749 (451 amino acids)
Biological process (GO): nucleotide-excision repair
Cellular component (GO): transcription factor TFIIH holo complex; transcription factor TFIIH core complex
Molecular function (GO): ATPase activator activity; double-stranded DNA binding
Source: RefSeq, a predicted model, not a curated record
CGGCGCACGGUGUGAACGGCAACUGCAGGCCGCAUCUGUCACUUGUCUAACUCCAGCCCAGUGCUCGCCCGGCGUUGGGUAGGGCGGCCCUAUAUUGGCUUGGUGGGUCCGCCUCUGCCUCACCCCGUCGCCCGUGCGCUGCGCUCACCCGCGCUGGCUGCCGCUCCGCUCCAGCCGCCGCUGCCAGAGGCGGGCGAGCAGGACUGAGGAGGCCCCGGAGGACCGCCGACUGACAGCUCGAGGUGUGGGGGACGCUACUUCUGCGGGCACUGCAUAGAUACCAGGUGUUGGCGGGCGCACGGCUGCGGCGAGCGCUGAACGGCGGAGCGGGGAGAGGCGGCGGCGACCCACGGAUAGCAACUUGUGGCCUAGGGCCCAGCAGGUGCUUCGAAGAUGCCACAGGUGAUGGUAGUGGCGAGGAACUUCAUGGACAUGGUGGCUGCGCUGCCUGCCGCCAAGCUUGACAUGCUCUAUGACUCCGCCUUCAUCUGUGAGGCUGUACUCAGGUCACUCCCUCCACUGGCGAAGAAGUAUGCACUGCAGAUGCUGUUCGUAUUGACACCGGUGGCCGCUGCAGCUAUGGAAGAGUGGGUGCUUGAUGAAUACGCCGCCAAGCACAGGGUCGCCAUUGAUAGGCUGCUCCAGCUCAGGGUCUUUCUUGAAGUGCAUGAUAGACGAAAGGAGGUGAGCUACAAGAUGAACCAAAAGUUCCAGGGUAACAUGCAGAAGUAUUUGGUUGAUGGUGGAAGUUUACCAAGGGAACCGAUACUAUCAAGUGUCACUGGUAGAUUGCCUGCUUCAGCUGAUCUAGAAGGCUAUGCUAUUGAGCAGUGGGAGUGCUUCUUGCUGCAAUUGAUCAACUCGUCUCAAGUCGAAAGGGGGACAAGUUUCAGCUCAUCCAUGAUGAAAACAUUUCAGCGAGGUCUUCUGAGUUCAAGGGAUGGUGAAGCUCCAAAGUUAACUGAGAAUGGCUUCCAAUUUCUUCUGAUGGAGACAAAUGCACAACUUUGGUACAUAAUGAGAGAAUACAUUUCAUCUGCAGAGGAACGUGGAGUGGACCCUACAGAGUUGAUAUCAUUUCUUUUGGAACUUAGUUUUCAUAAAUUGGGAGCGGCUUAUAGCUUGAAUACUCUGACUGAUGUCCAAAAAAUUGCCAUUAGGGAUCUUGCGGAGUUGGGAUUAGUCAAACUGCAGCAGGGUCGAAAGGAUAGCUGGUUCAUACCUACGAAAUUGGCCACAGAUCUCUCAGCAAGCUUGUCUGAUUCAUCAUCCAGCAAAGAGGGUUUUGUGGUUGUUGAGACAAACUUUAGAAUGUAUGCAUACUCUACGUCGAAAUUGCAUUGUGAAAUUCUACGCCUUUUUUCAAGGGUGGAGUAUCAACUUCCAAACCUCAUCGUGGGAGCUAUUACAAAAGAAAGUAUAUAUGGUGCUUUUGAGAAUGGAAUCACUGCUGAACAGAUAAUUUCAUUUCUUCAGCAAAAUGCUCAUCCUCGUGUUGCUGACAAGAUACCUACUGUCCCAGAGAAUGUGACAGAUCAGAUUAGACUGUGGGAAACCGACCGUAACAGGAUUGAGAUGAUCCCGUCACAUUUAUAUGAAGAUUUUCCUAGCAGGGAAUUAUUUGAACAAUGCUGUGAUCAUGCAAGGGACAGCGGAUACUUGCUAUGGGAGGACUCGAAGAAAAUGAAACUGAUCGUACGAGGGGAAUUCCACCCUGAAAUGAGGGAGUUCCUCCGCAGGCAAAGAUGAAAAAGACAUUGUACUUUUUCUGCGAUCCAACAUGUUGAUCCAAGAAAAGGACCAUUUGGAGGGAACAAGCAACAUAUGUGCACAAUGCUCCUCCAUCUGAAAGCCUUUACCAUACAGCUCUGUCUGUCAAUGUGGCGACGUGACGGAAAUGAAAUGUUAGAAACGCGGGCCACAUGAAGGUGUGCCUCCAUAUAUAUAUAUAUAUAUAUCGAAGAUGGAAAAGAAGACGCAAUUGCAUCUGCAGAUUCCAUUUGUUCUUGGGCGUUGGGCGUCUCUCUGUAGUAGUGUAGCUGCCUAAAUUUUCUGUAAUUUGGAAGUGAUGCGACAAAAUGAAUGGAAUAUGAUGAAGCUCAGAGUGAUCUCUGUUUGUUGUUAAUGAUUUUUCUUGACGAAUA